This is a messenger RNA of Megachile rotundata (alfalfa leafcutting bee), 746 nucleotides long. It is a transcript of the gene CSP3, whose product is annotated as chemosensory protein 3. Lineage: Eukaryota; Metazoa; Arthropoda; Insecta; Hymenoptera; Megachilidae. The record is from RefSeq and is a predicted model, not a curated record.
GAAUAUGUGCGUUUGAUCCUACCACUGGAAACCUGGAUCAUAUAUAAGCAUCGCGAGCCAAGAAAUCUCUACAAUUGCAUCUAAUCGCAGCUUAUUACGUUCAGAAACCAUGAAACUGUCAGUGCUUUGCUUGGUCCUCGUUGUGGCGGUUGCUUUCGUAGCCGCACGCCCUGAAGAAGGAACAUACACGACCAAAUUCGACAAUGUCGACGUUGACCAAAUUCUUCACAGCGACCGAUUGUUGAACAAUUACUUCAAAUGCUUGAUGGACGAAGGCAGGUGCACGUCUGAUGGCGCUGAACUCAAGAAGAUCUUACCUGACGCCCUGGAGACCGAGUGCAAGAAGUGUACCGAGAAACAGAGGGAAGUAACGAAGAAAGUGAUCAAGCAUUUGGUGAACAACAAACCCGAGAUGUGGCAGAAACUAGUCGACAAAUACGACCCCGAAAAGAAAUACCGAGUCAAAUUCGAGAAGGAAGCGAAGGAAAUCGGCGUCCCCGUCUAACCACCUUUGAAAAUGAAGGAAAAGUGUUUUUUGUUUAUGUUUAAUCUAGAAGACAGUUAAAGUUUUUAUAAAUAAUUUCAUCGCUCUUUACGAAUAUGAUUGCUCUCUCGAACACGUAAUCGAUCGGUGAUUCGUGUAUAAAAGCUACGUUAGAACCGAAACGUGUAACGAAAAAAAAUUAAAAACUCAACAAGUUUUUUUGUCUGUUUGUCCUUUUGAAAAUAAAGUUUCGUCAAGUUCA